This is a messenger RNA of Anoplophora glabripennis (Asian longhorned beetle), 1766 nucleotides long. Its product is annotated as purine nucleoside phosphorylase 1-like. The transcript has 3 exons. Gene Ontology annotation, biological process: nucleoside metabolic process. NCBI's taxonomy places the organism in Eukaryota, Metazoa, Arthropoda, Insecta, Coleoptera, Cerambycidae. The record is from RefSeq and is a predicted model, not a curated record. The coding region runs from base 77 to 1003 and encodes 308 amino acids. Gene Ontology annotation, molecular function: purine-nucleoside phosphorylase activity. Gene Ontology annotation, cellular component: cytoplasm.
UUCAGUUAUUGCAUCGCCAAACGUCACGUAGGAAGAAUUACAGUUUUGCAAGCCGGUGUGUUUGAAAGGCAUAAAAAUGAACGUGAAUCUCGAACAGAACGGCAAAGUGGAAGUAAAACAUAUUCUGAGUCAGACGUCACAUCACGGGUUUCAUCAUGCAGAUUUGCUAAAGACAGCUAAAUUUAUACAACAAAGAGUGCCUUACACACCCGAUAUACUGAUCGUUUUUGGAUCAGGAUUAGGUGCCAUCGCCGAUAUCCUAGAGGACCCCAUACACCUAGACUACAAAGACAUCCCGAACUUCCCCCUGUCCACCGUGGAAGGUCACAAGGGCAGGCUAGUCUUCGGUACCCUCUCCAACACCAAAGUCGUUUGCAUGCAGGGCCGCUUCCACUACUACGAAGGGUACAGCUUAGAGGAAUGCACGAUACCAAUCCGCGUCCUGUCUCUUGUAGGCAUCAAAGUACUCUUCGUCACAAACACAGCAGGCGCCGUCAAUCCGGAUUACAAGACGGGAGACUUGAUGUUCUUCAAGGACCACAUCAACUUUUUCGGGUUCUCCGGGAAGAACCCGUUGAGGGGCCCCAACGACGCCAAGUUCGGUCCCAGGUUCCCAUCCAUGAACAAAACUUAUGACAGAUCCAUACUAAGCAAAGCUAAAGAGAUCACCAAUAGAAUGGGCCUGACGCCUCACGUACACGAAGGCGUCUAUGCCAUGAUCGGAGGUCCUAGUUACGAGACCAUCGCCGAGGUGAACCUCCUGAGGAUGUUAGGAGCGGACGCCGUAGGAAUGUCGACUGUUCCGGAGGUCUUGGUGGGAAGGCAUUGUGGAAUAACUGUUUUCGGUUUCAGUUUGAUAACCAACAUCUGCGUUUCUUCUUAUGACGAUGACAGGGAGCCAAACCAUGACGAGGUGUUGAGAGCUGUUAAUAAGAGGGAUGCAUCGCUGAAGGAGUUUCUCACCGAUCUAGUGGGUACUGUGGGGAGUGGCCUUCAAAAGUGAUCGUCCUAAAUGUUUCUUUAUUUAUUUUCUAUUUAUUCCUUUUAAUUUAUUUGUAUAUUUUAGCACAAGCGUAAAUAAACACUUACAGUAGGAUUAAACAGAAGUUGUUCCUCUUAAAGAUAGGAUAAAGAAACAGUUCCAAAAAUAUUUGACUUUGGCAGUUAAUUUAUUCACAGGAGAGCUUUGAAAUAGUGUUAAUAGUAAAACAACUUCUGGGUGGUCUUGUAGUGGCAGACAUAGCACGUAUUUUCGCUUAAUUUAAGUAUAUAUCAGUAUUACAAUCAUCAAGAAUGUUGUGAUGGUAUACAGCAUACCUACAUACAUAUGUCACCAGACUUUGUUUUUGACAUAACCUAAAGAUUUUGACAGUAUUAUCGUAACUUACUAAGGGUAUAUUGUGUUGUUUAUCUUCUUUAACAAGUAAUCAAAAUGUUACAUACUUUCAAAUCUCGUGAUCUAUGUUGUGAUAGUAUUUUGCACUGGUGUUAGAGCAUUUCAAUAAUUUAAGGUUAUAUUUUAUUCUUAAAAGUUCUAAUAGUAUCUUUUAGAAGAUAUAAAACUAAAACAGGGAUAUAAUCUUGAUGUAACAAUAAUUGCAGUAAGUGUUAUAUUCAAGAUCUUCGUGAUCUAUGACUUUAUCAACUGUUAACCUCAUCACCUUGAUAGUUCCUUCUAGAAAUGAUCUUAAGAGACCUUUACGGGUGAAUAGCUGAAAACAAUUCGUCAAAUGUUUCUUAGUUUAUUCUAAAAUAUUGUAGAUCGA